Jatropha curcas is the source of this 354-nucleotide messenger RNA. NCBI's taxonomy places the organism in Eukaryota, Viridiplantae, Streptophyta, Magnoliopsida, Malpighiales, Euphorbiaceae. The record is from RefSeq and is a predicted model, not a curated record.
AUGGUUGUGUUCGCGCCUCCGCCAAGUCUAAAAGAGGCGGAAGCGGCCACUAGUGAUUCGAAGGAUGCUCUAGAAAAAGUUUAUCUGUCUCUGUCACCUCGUGCUAAAACUGAAUCUGGUGGUUCAUUUGGUAUUGGAAGUGGUGAAACGCACGCAAUGGCAGCGAUUGUAUUCCUCAAUGAAAGUUCUGACGCACAGUCUGUUGUUGCCUUUCUUGUUUCAGAUCCAAAACUCUGGGAUGCUUUUCGGAAUAAUGUGGCAGUUCAGAAGUUCAUAAAGUCUCGAAAGACCAAUGUCGAGUUACAGGAGGUCCCUGAGUUGUCUAAUGAUGCAAGUGAAACUAUAAAGUCUUAG